This is a messenger RNA of Zea mays, 1037 nucleotides long. RefSeq lists its product as uncharacterized. The record is from RefSeq and is a predicted model, not a curated record. The transcript has 5 exons. Lineage: Eukaryota; Viridiplantae; Streptophyta; Magnoliopsida; Poales; Poaceae. Gene Ontology annotation, biological process: transposition. The coding region runs from base 114 to 947 and encodes 277 amino acids.
UUGACUCGGGACCAGUACUUGGAGGUAAAUACAAAACAUUAAUACCGAUUACUUUUGAGAUUAGGUAGCCUUAAUUUCAUCUUCUCAUAUAUCAUGUACUUGAUUUUCUAUAGAUGAUUCCUUAUUGGUGUGCCACGCAUCCCGAGUGUUGGGAACGAAUGGUGGACAAAUGGUGCUCAGACGAGUGGGAGGAGGUGCACAACACUUGUCGGGAUCGACGUUUGAUGAUGCCAGGUGUACCACACCAUCAAGGCAGUCGCAGCCUCAGCGGAUACGCACAAGCAUGGUCGGUGUCACAUGGUGGACAGACUUGUUCCAUCUUCAAGGCAUUUGCUAUGUCCCACAAGGCCAAGGCGACGUCCGACGUCAACUAUAACCCAGAGGAUGGGCCAGAGGCGUACAGCAAUGGAACCAUCCACAGUCGCCUCAGUGAGUACACAUCGAUGGCAAGGGAGGUCCAUGGGUCUGAAUACGAUCCGAGCACCGAGGAGCUUGACGCAGAAGUUGUCAUGAGGGUUGGAGGAGGCAAGAAGCAUGGACGCUACUGGAUUUGCGACGGUGCAAUCGACUCAGCCGCUACUCCCUCUCUAUCUCAGAUUCGAGCAAGUAGCACGAGCGCGAGCCCAGCUAUACGACCUCGGCAGGACACUUCACAGCAUCGGAUACAAGCACUCCAGAACCAACUGGUAGAAGAGAGGAGGGAACUCCAGGCCCAACUUGAAGAAGAGAGGAGGCAACGUUUGGAGUUGGAUGCGAGGAUGAGGUCCGAGCAGCAGAGGACGGAGGACAUUCUUCGUUACAUACAGUCCGCAACGGGUGUAGCUCCACCACCUUCGCUAUUCACUCCAAAUCCACCUCCAUCUCAGUUUUCCACUCCUAAUCAAUCGGCGGCAUCGAAUGAUCCUCAUGUUUCACCAACUGAGCCUAAUUGCGUGCGUCGUUUGUGAACUUAUUUGUGAGAUAUGUAUUGUCGGUGAUAUAUUGUGAUCUUUGUGAACUUAUUUGUGAGACAUGUGGACUUAUUUGUGAGACAUGUG